AUGUACUUCUCAGAACCGUCUUGUAUGGAAGGAUGCACGAAUUGUUUUUUUAAUAUAAACAAAUGUGAUGGGUGUGUAAGUGGCUAUUAUCUCAAAGAAAAAGGUAAAUCACCAUGUUUAUUGUGUUCAGACAAAUUUGGAGAAAAUUGCUUGGAAUGUGAUAGAAAUAGUGGGUGUAAAAAAUGUGAAAAUGGGUAUCAGUUGAUCAAUAAAACAACACAAAAAUGUGGAGAUUUCAAUGAAGGAUGCACACUCUGUUCAAACAACAUUUGCAGUCAAUGUUCCGAAGGAUAUUAUCUCGACUCUACCAAAAAUUUAUGUGUGAAGUGCAACAACAAAUUUUCAAAAUGCUCGCUUUGUUCUGAGAAUGAAUGUUAUGCGUGUGGCGAUAACUCGACACUGUCAAACAAAUUAUGCGUUGAAUGCAAUCAAAGAUGGGAAGGGUGUGUUGGAUGCAACGACAUUAUGUGUUCGAGUUGUCAACAAAAUGGUUAUUAUUACAGCAAUGGAUUUUGUAACAAGUGUUCAGCAAAUUGUGAGAGUUGUCAAAGCAAAGAAAUGUGUAAUGUGUGUAAAAGUGGUUAUUACUUAAACGGAGGCAAGUGUGAGUCGUGUUCAACAAGAAAUUGCAAAAUCUGUGAUGAUACAAAAUGUGAGAGUUGUUUAGAAAACUCGUUUUUGAACAAUGGGAUGUGUGUGUCGUGCAAAGAGAAAAUCCCAAAUUGCGAGAAGUGCAACGGUGACAACGUUGACACACAGUGUCUUUUUUGUUCGAAUGGGUUUUACUCGAAUGGACCACAAUGUGUUCAGUGUGACACGUCGUCUUGUGGGAGUGAGGGGUGUGUCAAUGGGAAGUGCACCAACUGCAAAGACAAUAAAAUUUUAGACAGAAGUGGAAAGUGUGUUGAACCAACAAAUUGUGACAGUGUUGACGACAGUAGAUGUGCUGUCUGCAAAGACGGUUAUUAUUUGUACAACAACAUUUGUGUUCAAAAAGCGUCAAACACGCCAUGCAACUCAAUUCAGAUCACAGAGGAUGUUUGUCUUAGCAAAGAAGAUGCUGGGUGCGACGAAGUUUUAAACGGCAAGUGUGCAUCAUGUCAGAGUGAAUUAAUACUCGACAAUGGGAUGUGUAAAAGUUGUUCCUCGUCAAUACAAAACUGCACAAGUUGCGCCACUUCAAAUAGUGGGAGCAUCAUGUGCUCUGUGUGCAGAGAAGGGUUCUUUCCAGAGAAGACGUGUAAAUCAUGCAAAAUGAUAUAUGGGUGUGAGUUAUGUGUGAACCUUCUUGUUGGCAAUGUUGAAAGCACUCGAAUUUGCACGAAAUGUCUGAGUGGGUAUUAUUUGCAAGAUGGUGAGUGUCUCCAAAUCAAAAACUGUGUUGCGAACACAGGAAUAGAGUGCACAAAAUGUGAACAGAACUUUAUUGUGGAAGAAGGUGAAUGCAAAGAAUACACAACACAGCUGGGGUGUCUUGCAACCGAUGGCGUGUUUUGCAUGAUGUGUUCUGAUGGGUUUUACUUGUCACCAGAAAGUCGGCGAUGUUUGUCGUGUUCAGUUGCGAGUUGCAGCAGGUGUGACACAACUGGCAAAUGUGUUGAGUGCAACACAAACAAUUCAUUGAAAGACGGGAAGUGUGAGAAGUGUGGGAUUGUUGGGUGUUCGCUCUGCAACUCGACUGGCAUUGAUUGUCUGCGUUGUGACAAAACCCACUUCUCAACAGCACUGCCAACAUCACAAUGCACAGAGUGUACCACAAAAACGAAUGGGUGUUUGGAGUGUACAAGUGAGCAUUGUACAAUCUGUCAAGACGGGUAUUUCAUCAACACCACGGAUCACACAUGCAACUCAUGCAAAGUGAUAGAGGGGUGCACAGCAUGUUCACUUGAAACAGGGAAGUGUUUCAAAUGUUUGGAUGGGUUUUAUUUGGUGAGUGGACAAUGCGCGUUGUGCAACAACACAAUGCAAAGAUGUGGAAGAUGUUCGAGUGAGUCAAAUUGCAACAGUUGUGAAGAGGGAUACUUUUUGGAAGAGAACACGUGCCACAAAUGCAGUGAGAUAGAUGGGUGUGAAAUUUGCGACGAAUCAAGUCGUCUCUGUUUUAAGUGCAAAAACUAUUACACCGAAUUGGUAGAUGGAAAUGGAUACAAAUGUGUCGACUGUGAAACUGCACACGAAAACUGUUCGAGUUGUUCAGUUGAUGGAAAUUGCACCGAGUGUGAAAGUUCUUUUAUGUUAAAAGAGGGUGUUUGUGUUGAGUGCUCAACUUCAAAUCCAAAUUGCCACGUUUGUGCAACGAAAAGUUCGAGGUGUCUUUCGUGUGGUGUUGGGUAUGGUGUUGAUGAUAAUGGACAAUGCCAGAAGUGUGUUGAUGUGAAUUGUCUUGACUGUGAGUUGUAUGAUAAGUGUUCAAAAUGCAAAGAAGACACAAUUCUCACAGACGGGAGUUGUGUGAGUUGCAGUGUUGACAACUGUAAGACGUGUGACUUGAAUGGGUUUUGUGUUGAGUGCAAAUCCAGUUAUUAUCCAAAUGAUGGCGUUUGUCAAAGCUACGACUUGAGUUCUCUCAAUUGUGUUGAAACUUCAACAACCAGAAACGAGUGUCUGAAGUGCAACAUAAAUUAUUAUUUGAAAUUGGGAAAGUGCUAUCCAUGUAACUUGUUUGAUGCCAAUUGUACUGAGUGCAACAAUAGCACAUGUUUAAAGUGUUCAGAAGGAACAUAUCCAAAUGGGGUUGGAAAGUGUUUGUCAUGCAACACUAUGGCAAACUGCACAAAGUGUCAACAAACAGCGCCUGUUUGCACAGAGUGCCUUUUCACGUCUUCUCCAAAUGGGCAAUUGGUAAAUGGGUAUUGCAAAGAUUGCACUGUUGACGGCUGUGUGAAAUGCAUAAUUAAGAUUAAUGGCAGUGUUAUAAAAACAAAAUGUAAAACUUGUGCACCCGGGUAUAACCUCAAGUCAAAUGACGAAUUUUGUUAUCCAAACACGAUUAACAAUUGUGAAGAGUAUGAAACCAACACCAACACUUGUUCGAAAUGCAAAAAUGGGUUCACAUUGAAUGCAAACACAUGUCAAAGUUGUUCCAAUACACUGACCAAUUGUGAAGAAUGCGCGUCAACAUCUAGUUGCACAAAGUGUUCAGAGGAAUUUACUGUUGGCACAGACAACACUUGCCACACCUGUUCGGAUGUAAUACCAAAUUGUGAUAAAUGUUAUUCUGACACUUCAAAAUGCAAAGAAUGUGCAGUUGGGUAUUACGUCACAGAAGAUUUGACAUGUUUGAAGUGUGAUUCGGUGAUAUCGAAUUGCAGCGAGUGUUACAAUUUGGGAGGUGUCAAAUGCACAAAAUGUAAUUUUGGGUCAUACAUUGAAAAUGGGAAGUGUGUCGAAGUGAAGGCAAACGAAUUCAAAACAUCAGAAACAACUUCGAAAGCGUGUCGCCUUCAAAUACAAAACUGCUACAGCUGCAACUACACGACAAGUGAAGCCACUUUUGACACAACAGCAGUUGAAUGCAACAGAUGUCUUGAUGGGUAUGGCUUUGUUUCAAGCACAAUGAGAGUCUGUGAGAUCUGCCACAACGAAGUUGACUCGGGUUCUGUGUGCAUCACAUGUGAAGAUGGGUGCAAGAGGUGCUUCAUCAAAGACAACCUUACAAACGAGCAGUCGUGUGUUGAGUGCGAAGAUGGGUUUGCAUUGAGGAAUGGAAAGUGUCUUAAAAUAGAAAACCGCGAGUAUUGUCUUGAUGAGUUGCACAAUGUUGGGUGUGAGUCGUGCGCAAACUACUACUCGACUGUUGAAAUUGGCACAAAGUGCUCGCCAAAUAACAGAAACGCAAAUUGCUCGUUUUACAACGAAAAGGGUGAGUGUUUUGAAUAUAACGACAAAUUAAAAGUGUCAUCUUCAAUAAAAGCAGAAGACGCAAGUGAUAUCAAUUGCCAAGAGGGUUCAUACCAGAAAGGGCACUGUCUGUCUUGUCGACGUGGUUUUGCUCCAAACUUGUCAAAUCCACCAGUUUGUACAGAGUGUGGGUGCAGAGAGUGCAACAAGAUCAACGAGUGCAAAAUAUGUAUCAACGAGUCAAACAACAACAUUGGAAUUUGCACAAGUGACAGCAACUGCAUUUCAACUACAAACAACACCUGUUUAAAAUGCACAACCAGUCAUUACAUAACAAAUGGAAAGUGUGAAGUGUGUGGUCAGAAUUGUGUGUUGUGUUCAAGUGACAACAAAAAGUGUUUGAAAUGUGAAGACAACUUUGUGCUUGUAAAUGACAUGUGUGUUUCGUUUGAAGAGUCGAAUUGUGUUAUUCUAAAUAAUGUUACGGGUCGUUGUGAGAUAUGUAAAGAAGGAUUUAUGUUUGACGCAUUAAACGAGUGCAAAGAAAGUGGUAUAGCAAAUUGUCUGAAUGAAAACUCAAACAAGUGUGUGAAAUGUCUACCAACAACUCUUUUGGGCAUUUCCAACAGCGAAACGGUUUGUUCUGAAAGUGCGACAAUCAACAAUUGUGAAAUUCUAAGCUCGACUGGUUGUGCGAAGUGCAAAAGUGGGUAUUUCAUGGAUGGGAUAGAGUGUGAGCGAUGUGAUAAGAACUGUGAGAAAUGUGACACGAAUGCAACGACGUGCAUAUCGUGCUAUUUUGGGUUUGUUCUCAACGUGCAAACGAGUCACUGUGACUCGAGUGAAGACAUAAAAACGUCAUGUGUCAAGUUUUUGAGUGAUGGAGGAUGUGCAAUAUGCAAAAAUGGAUAUUAUUGGCAGGGAAGAAAUUGCUACAAAUGUGGCAGCAAUUGCACGACGUGUUCACAGAGUGAAGGCAAUUGCCUGACGUGCAAUCUCGAAAACGGGUUUUAUCAGAACGACACAAAUGGGAUUCGUUGCAUUCCAGUGAGCGAACUUACAAACUGUUUGAAGUAUGAUAUGUUUGGGUGUGUACGCUGUGAGAGUGGGUAUUUCUUGAACCAAGGAAAGUGCGAGACUUGUGCUGAGAAUUGUGAGUUGUGUGUGUCGUCUGAUUUCUGCCAAAGUUGUGGAGCUGAUUACAUUUUAGUCAAUCGGAAGUGUGUGUAUUACACGACAGUGGAGUUCUGUAUGAGUGCAGUGAACAGUGUGUGUUCGAGUUGUAAAGACGGUUACAAACUGUCGAGUGGUGGAAGUGAGUGCCGAAAGGAGACAAACCUUGGUCUUGCGAUUGGUCUUCCAAUAGCACUUGUUUUUGUGGUGAUUGUUGUUGUUUUGUUAGGCUCAUUUGCGCUGUUUCUGGCAAUCAGGAAGUGGCGACAGAAGAAGAUCAGAGACGCGACAGUCUGUGAAUUCUCCAUCAGCCGGUCCAACAUGAACUUCUUGACAUUGAGCAGUGAUUGUGGUCUUGUAGCAAACAAGAGUGAAGUCGACUUUCUGAUAGACCGAACAGACUCGAACAUCCCAGUGGAUGUUGAGUCGCGCGACUUGAUAUGUGUUGGGAACAAGAAGGCAAAGAGUCUGAAAGUGCAACUCUCGACUAAAGACAAGAACGACAAGUACGAGAUCAGAACAAAUCCACAACUUGUGACACUGAAGAAGGGAAAGGCAGUUGAGUUUGAGAUCUUCAUUAAGCCGCUGUGCACGUGUACACUUGAUGAGCAGAUUGCACUUGUAGUGUUGGACAUGAGUGCGGGAAAGCAGUUUGACGUUCCAUUCAAAGUGCACAUCAAGACGGCAAUCACGACACGACUGGACUACGACGAGCUGAAAGAAGAGAAGAUCAUUGGCGAGGGAUCAUUUGGUGUUGUGUACAAGGGGAUGUUCCGUGACAAUGUGGUUGCCAUUAAGAAGAUGAAGGCGGGUGCAGCAACAAAGAAAGACAUGGAGGAGUUUGAGAAAGAAGUCUCGAUGCUGGACAAGUUCAGAAGCGAUUAUCUAGUCCACUUCUAUGGCGCAGUGAUGAUACCAAACAGAAUCUGCAUGGUCAACGAGUUUUGUGAGUAUGGGAGCAUUCAAGACCUGAUGAAGAAGCACAAAGAGAAGAUCUUGACACACAAAAUGACCGUCAAGUUCCUCCUUGAUGGCGCGCGUGGCAUUCUGUAUCUCCACGAGAAUGGCAUUCUGCACAGAGACAUCAAGCCAGACAACUUCCUUGUCACGUCUAUCCACGAAGACGUUCCUGUCAACGCAAAGUUGACUGACUUUGGCAGUUCGCGAAACAUCAACAUGAUGAUGACAAACAUGACAUUCACAAAGGGAAUUGGAACACCAACAUACAUGUCUCCUGAAGUGCUUGACAAGAGACACUACAAGUUCCCAGCAGACAUCUACUCGUACGCAAUCACAAUGUAUGAGAUCGAGAAGUGGGGACACGCAUUCCCAAAAGAGAAGUUCAAACACGCUUGGGAUGUCGCAAACUUCAUCACAACAGACAAGCGACCCGACAUCGACAAUGGGAUGGACACGUGGACAUAUCAAACUAUCUGCCUGUGUUGGAAAACAAACCCAAAAGAGCGACUGACAGCACAACAACUUGUGGAAACACUCAACAAGAAAUUCGACGAGCUCAAUUUCUUUUCAUCACACUAG
Entamoeba invadens IP1 is the source of this 6552-nucleotide messenger RNA. RefSeq names its product protein serine/threonine kinase, putative. Gene Ontology annotation, molecular function: ATP binding; protein kinase activity. Gene Ontology annotation, biological process: protein phosphorylation. The transcript has 4 exons. NCBI's taxonomy places the organism in Eukaryota, Evosea, Mastigamoebida, Endamoebidae. The record is from RefSeq and is a predicted model, not a curated record. Bases 1 to 6552 code for a protein of 2183 amino acids.